Synchiropus splendidus (mandarinfish) is the source of this 975-nucleotide messenger RNA. RefSeq names its product elastase 3 like (gene ela3l). Lineage: Eukaryota; Metazoa; Chordata; Actinopteri; Syngnathiformes; Callionymidae. Bases 29 to 838 code for a protein of 269 amino acids. The record is from RefSeq and is a predicted model, not a curated record. The transcript is spliced from 8 exons. Gene Ontology annotation, molecular function: serine-type endopeptidase activity. Gene Ontology annotation, biological process: proteolysis.
CGCCCACUGCCCCUCAGUUAGAGUCACCAUGAUCUCCGCAGUGCUGGCGUCCGUGCUCAUUGCUAGCGCCCUGGGGUGCGGCGUCCCCUCCAUCGAGCCCUCCACUCUCCGCGUGGUCAAUGGAGUCGAUGCCAUUCCCCACAGCUGGCCCUGGCAGAUUUCUCUGCAGUACAACAGGGACGGAGAGUGGAGGCACACGUGUGGAGGAUCUCUGAUUGCUCCCAACUGGGUCAUGACUGCAGCUCACUGCAUCAACGAUCAGCUCUCCUACAGAGUGUUUGUGGGCAAGCACAACCUGGUGGAGGAGGAGGGCGGCGCCAAGGCCAUCCUGCCCGAGAAGAUCGUGGUCCACGAGAAAUGGAACCCCGUGUUCGUGGUGUUCGGUAACGACAUCGCUCUGAUCAAGCUGUCAGAGUCUGUGACUUUGAGUGACCACAUCCAGUUGGCGUGUAUCCCUCCCGCGGACACUCUGCUCACCAACCUCUACCCCUGCUACAUCACUGGCUGGGGCAGACUGUACACCGGAGGCCCCAUCGCUGAUAAGCUGCAGCAGGCUCUGAUGCCUGUGGCCGACUAUGACACCUGCACACGGUUCGACUGGUGGGGUCCGGCCAUCCGCGACACCAUGGUGUGUGCUGGUGGAGACGGCGUCGUCGCUGGAUGCAAUGGUGACUCAGGCGGCCCGCUCAACUGUAAGAACGCGGAGGGAACCUGGGAGGUGCACGGCAUCGCCAGCUUUGUCUCCGGCCUUGGCUGCAACUUCAUCAAGAAACCCACCGUCUUCACCCGAGUGUCUGCCUUCAACGACUGGAUCGACCAGGCGAUGAUUAACAACUGAAAAUAAACAGAUGGAACUCGCCGUGCGUGUGAUUUAUUCAGUGUCCAGACCCAUAGUGCCGCCUAACGUCCAGCAGGUGUCCUCAGACGCUCAUAACAGGAAAUUGGUGUCCAACUCAGGAUGGUCUGCUCCCUCAG